Molecule: messenger RNA, 417 nt
Organism: Fusarium coffeatum
Lineage: Eukaryota; Fungi; Ascomycota; Sordariomycetes; Hypocreales; Nectriaceae
Exons: 3
Coding region: 1-417 (138 amino acids)
Source: RefSeq, a predicted model, not a curated record
AUGCCUGCUUCGGCCAAUAUUACACGUGCCAAACAGCUCGAACCGACUCAUCCAACCGUUGAAGGUCCUGUUAUCGAACGUCCCGCUGUUGUGGGCAAGUGCGACAAUAUGUGUGUCUCUGUUAUCACAACGCGACCACACUCCAAGUCUACGGUCAGACAUAAUAGUGAGCAAGAAACUAUCAUCUACACUGUCUCUGGCAAGGGUACUCUGAUUGUCAACGAGGCCGUUAACUCUGAACUCAAACACCACGAACUCACACCCGGAGACUUUGCCUUUGUGCCUGCAUGGGUCGAGCACCAGAUCAAGAAUGAUUCCGAUGAAGACUUUCAAUUGCUCAUGAUUCAAAAUGGAUCAACUCCCAUUCGUGCGGACUUGACUGAUUUCGGUGGCGAUGUCAUUUCAACAAAGAACUAA